CAGUUACAUUCUUACGCACUUUGUAUCAAAGAUACUUUGUAUCCAGUUGCGUUCCAUUGUAUUGUUCCAUUGUUGUGCCCAACCAGCAUCGUAUAUUGAGAAUUGUGCGCGCGUGCUCUUAAUUUGUUAUUCUUAUUUUAUAUUUAUGUUCCUUAAAAGCAGAGGGGAGGAAAAGAAGACGUGACCGUCACUUUGUUCCCGUCAUCAGUGCAUCAGUAAACAGCAGAAAUGGCAGAAGCGCAUCAGGCUGUGGCGUUUCAGUUUACUAUCACUCCAGAUGGGAUCGACCUGCAGCUCUCUCAUCAGGCCCUGAGACAGGUCUAUCUGUCAGGCCUGCGGUCAUGGAAGAAACGUGUCGUACGUCUGAAGAACAACGUAAUCACUGGCGUGUAUCCUGCUAGCCCCUCCUCCUGGUUGUUUGUUGUCGUAGCCAUUUUGGCCACCAUGUACACCCGCUCGGACCCUUCAAUGGGCCUCAUUGCUAAAAUCCAGGAACACCUACCGGUCAGUGAUUCUUUGAGCAUGCAGUGUAGGACGGUGGUUUCUGCAGUGUUAUUCAGCACCGUCCUCUGGUUGUCUUUGAUCUUCACCAUGAGACUCUGUCUAAAGCAGUUACUGUCCUACCACGGCUGGAUGUUUGAACAACACGGGAAAGUGUCCAACACCACUAAAAUCUGGGCGGUUAGUACUAGCAAUACUCUCAAACACACCUUACUUACAGUCAUCCAAAGUGUAAUAAUAAUUAAAUGCACUCGAUUUCAGGCCAUGGUUCGGAUCUUCUCUGGCCGGCAGCCUCUGUUGUACAGCUACCAAGGGUCUCUGCCCAACCUGCCCGUUCCAGCGGUCAAAGAUACAGUCAAGAGGUACCUGGAAUCUGCACGUCCACUGAUGAGCAAUGCUGAAUAUGAGCGGAUGGUGACUCUAGCCAAAGAGUUUGAGAGCAGUCUGGGGAAUCGUCUGCAGUGGUACCUCAAACUCAAAGCUAUGUGGGCCUCCAACUAUGUCAGUGAUUGGUGGGAGGAAUAUAUCUACCUGAGGGGGCGUAGCCCAAUUAUGGUCAAUAGCAACUACUAUGGAAUGGACUUCCUGUAUGUGACACCGACACCAAUUCAAGCUGCAAGAGCCGGAAACACACUGCAUGCUUGUCUCCUGUACCGCAGGAAACUCAACAGAGAGGAAAUCAAACCUAGUCGUGUUCCGGGUUUAAAUAUCCCUCUGUGUGCAGCGCAGUGUGAGAGGAUUUUCAACACCACACGCAUACCAGGAGAAGAGACGGAUUCACUGGUCCACUGGCAGGACAGCGAGUAUGUCGCCGUGUUCCACAAAGGACGAUAUUUCCGCCUGUGGCUGUACCAUGCUGGCCGCAUGUUGUCUCCCAGAGAGAUCGAACAGCAGAUUCAGCGUAUCCUUGACGACACGUCACCCCCAGCGCCCGGAGAGGCCAAACUAGCAGCUCUGACGGCAGGGGACAGAAUCCCUUGGGCUCAAGCCAGGAAGGAAUUCUUCGGAUCAGGGGUGAAUAAGAGAUCUCUGGACUGCAUUGAGAAAGCGGCAUUCUUUGUUUCACUGGACGACGAUGAGCAAGGCAUGAUGGGAGAUGAUCCAGCUGGCAAUUUGGAUCGCUACGCUAAGUCCCUGCUGCACGGCAGGUGCUACGACAGGUGGUUUGAUAAGUCGUUCACUGUGGUGGUGUAUAAAAACGGGAAGAAUGGACUCAACGCUGAGCACUCCUGGGCAGAUGCACCUAUAAUGGCUCACCUGUGGGAGUAUGUUAUGACUACAGAUUGUUUCCAGCUGGGAUAUAAUGUAGAGGGUCAUUGUAAAGGUGAGGUUGACUCUUCCCUGCUUCGACCUCAGAGAUUAACCUGGGACAUACCUGAACAGUGUCAGGAGCGUGUGGAACAGUCUCUAGCUGUGGCUCAGGCUCUAGCUGACGACAUCGACUUUCACGUGUUCCCCUUUGAAGACUUUGGCAAGGGUGCUAUCAAAAAGUGUAAAAUCAGUCCAGAUGCCUUCAUUCAGAUUGCAUUACAGCUGGCGUAUUAUAGGAACCGAGGCACAUUCUCUUUGACGUAUGAAGCAUCUAUGACUCGUUUGUUCCGUGAGGGACGGACUGAAACUGUGCGUUCCUGCACCAGCGAGAGCUGUGCCUUCGUUAGAGCACUGGAGGAUGGAGAGAGUAAGGAGGUGUGUCGGCAUCUGUUCCUUUUAGCGUCUGAGAGACACCAGCAGCUAUACAGGUUGGCCAUGACCGGUGCAGGCAUCGACAGACACCUGUUCUGCCUCUACAUUGUCUCCAAAUACCUGGGAGAGGAGUCACCCUUCCUCAAAGAGGUGCUUUCAGAAACAUGGCGUCUCUCCACCAGUCAGACUCCUCUCCAGCAGGUGGAGCUGUUCGAUUUUGUCAAUCACCCAGACUACACUACCUGUGGUGGAGGAUUUGGGCCGGUUGCGGAUGACGGUUAUGGCGUGUCUUACAUCAUCAUCGGAGAAAACAUGAUCAACUUCCAUAUUUCCAGCAAAUACUCCUGCCCUCAGACUGACUCUCAUUUGUUUGGAGCUCAGAUCAGGCAGGCCCUGAUGGACCUCCUGCAGUUGAUGUCACCAAACAAGACCGACCUGUCCAAACCUGAGCAGAACCACUCACAGAAACCCAAGAGCAAAAAAGACCUGUAGAGGUAGAACAGAUAGACCACAACCAGAAAAAAGUGUGUGUGUGUGUGUGUGUGUGUGUGUGUGUCCAUGCUCAUUUGAAUGCAUGUUUAUUCAUCCGUACAAAUUUGCAUUCAUACAUUCCAUGCUUGUUGUAAAAAUGUGUCGAUGCCAUGAAGCCAUGAACAAUGUAAUGUAAUAAUGGUGGAAGCUGCUUCGUCGAAAACCGUGAGAUUAAAAAUAAAACUAUGAAAGAGGAUUUCAAAUACAGAGGUAGUUUGAUAGCGCAAAACCUUUUGUGUUUACCGUGAGGGCCAGUUUUUAGAUGAUAUAGAAUCAAUUUGGUCCAAAUUUUUAGAGUUUAUGAAGAAUCUAAAUUAUUAGCGGACAUUACCACCAGGGUGAUGGGAGUCUAAUGGUAGAUGAUCAAAUCGGUUAGCUUAAUAGUGUAAAAGACUGACCUAGGUUCAGAUCACAUCAAAUCGCCAUUCUGUGCACUUACAGUACUACACAUCACAUCCCAAUGGAAAUUCUCCAUUUUAACAGGUUAUGUUAAGGUGUAAGUCUGGGAAUAAUUUGACCUAAAAUCCAGUGCAGUUUUACUUGAAUUCCAGAGCAGAACUACCAUAUAUAUUUCAGUUUUCAGUGACUAAUGACUUGGAAUACUACACUUGACUGUAGUUUUAAUAAUGAUUGUCCUGAUAAAUUGAAGAUGACAUGUUGAUCUCACUUAGUCACGUUCAUUUUAAGUGUGCAUUUUGGUUUAUUAUUUAAAAAUACAGUGUUUUAAAACAUUAACUUUGUACCUACGAUGUGUUUAGGAAUUUGGAGUUGGAUGUAUUUACCAAUGGGAUCAAAAGAAAAUGAUGCCUGAGGAGAAAACAUUUACGCAACAGCACGUUUCUGUUAGUAUUUUCUAGAUAUGUAGUUGAGCUCCGUUGUUGAAGCAAGGCCAAUUAAUUGCAGGUUUUGCUUUGUAUAUUUCCGAUUUGAAACGAGUUAAGAUCAAGCGACCGCAUUUGUGGCAUAAUGUUGAUUACCACAAACAAUUAAUUAGACUCCUCCCUCCUUUUCUUUAAUUUAACUUACAAUGGAAGUGAAUGGGGCCAAUGCGUCAACAUUAAAAUACUCACUUGUAUUGAAUAUUAUAGCCACAAGACGUAAACUAUAUGAGUGUUAACAUAAUUGUAGUGUGAUAAAAUCGCUUACUAAACUUUUCUAAGUAAAUAAGUACACAAUUGUACAUCUUUAUUGCCAUGACGACGUAACACCAUAAUCCCAAAACGAUGAUAAUAAUACACAGCUCAAAUAAUACACUAUUUUUAACAGAAGAAUUAAUGCAAGUGCUUUUAUAAAAUUACAAGCUUCACAUUUCUGCCUUUUAACCCUCCAAAAAUUGUCCCCAUUCGCUUCCAUUAUAAGUGCCUCACUGUAACCUUGAUUUUUGCUUUUUAAAGAAAAGGAGGGAUGAGUCAAAAUAACUUUUUUGUGGUAAUCAUCUUUGCCACAACUCUGUCAAUUUAGCUCAACUUGUAUUAAACCCAGUAAAUUCAUUUUGAAGUAGUUGCACACACUUCUGAGUACCCCCAAUGAAUAUUUUGGUCACAAAAAAAUGUAGUUUUGUGUAACAUUUUUGCCAUUCCGCUACUAGAGUUUACAUUUUCCUUUCUGAUUGGUGAUGCGAAGCUAAAUUUUGUCUUGAAUAAUACAGUGUGCAUUUAAUAGAAUAGUGGUACGCAUUAAUCAAAAAUAAAAAAAACAUAAAGGGUAGGGCAUUUUGCCAUCUAUACAGUAUAUGUGCAAAAAGAAAACUUGAAAUUGAUUUAAUCUGAUAAUGAGCUCCAUAAAUACUGGUAAACAUGCGAUAUGGACCAUAUGAUGACUGUAACUAUUAACAGUUAUGUGUUUGAACAACAUUGAUGCAUGUUGAAGGUAAAGGAAUGGGAUUUUAUUGGAAAAUAUCACAACCCGGUACAUAUAUCAAAAACUCACUAUUAUCAAUCUACAAUCUACAUCGAAAAAGCAUUUCACGUUUCCGUUCUUGCUGUUAGUCCUCUGCGACCUCUGCCUAAUAGCAUUAAAGUGUUGCCAUUACAUUUCAAGAAGAACAAAAUAGUAUUUGAAAUGAAGGAGCACUGUUAACAUUUAGGCAAGGGCCGUAUGACUUUGGUUACCAUUUUGAUUUCCACUUUUCGGUCCUAUGGCAGCUAUACCUGUGGGCAGUAUGAUACUCUAUCAGUGGUCUCGGCUGCAUCCUCAUUAUUCAGCUGUUGUUACAAUAUAAAGUUGCCUUUCAAGUGCAUGAUUUCUCAGAUCCACAUCUUAUAUGGUCACUGUGGAAAUAUUGAUAUAUACUUCAAAACAAUGUGCUGUCUUUUUCUGUACUGCCUAACACUGCUUAUACACCUUAAACUGUAUAUCUGACUUUUCAAACCUCACUUGUGAUUUCUAUUGUUUUUAUUAUAACUGCUGUUGUCAGUAUUCUAAUAAUUAACCUGAAACUGAAAACAGUAGCAAUGCAAGAGUUUGUGUAGUGCUGAUAUAGUCUGAAAAGACAAUGUUUUACCUCAUCUGUCUUAUGAAUGUGUAUUCAUUCUCUUGGGCCAGUACUGUAUUCUGUAUCUACUCGCAUUUUCUCACAAUUGGUUUCAGAUAUAUUACUGUGCACUGCAGAGCUUUACACUCUCUCUUGUACUCUGGCAAUCUGUCUUUCCUUUACAUUUUGUUUGUAAAAGAAAAGGAAGACAAAAGGUCAAUUUUUUUAAUUAAACAUGUUUCAAA
Xyrauchen texanus (razorback sucker) is the source of this 5433-nucleotide messenger RNA. RefSeq names its product carnitine O-palmitoyltransferase 1, liver isoform-like. Lineage: Eukaryota; Metazoa; Chordata; Actinopteri; Cypriniformes; Catostomidae. Gene Ontology annotation, cellular component: mitochondrion. The transcript is spliced from 18 exons. Gene Ontology annotation, molecular function: carnitine O-palmitoyltransferase activity. Gene Ontology annotation, biological process: carnitine metabolic process; fatty acid metabolic process. The coding region runs from base 229 to 2676 and encodes 815 amino acids. The record is from RefSeq and is a predicted model, not a curated record.